AUGAAGCCAUAUCUGAUGAUUGUAGCUUUCGUGAUGAUUCUGGCCAGCAGUUUGAUAUCCUGUCAACCCGUAGAGAUUCAGCAGUUGACUUUGGAAGAUGUUGAUGGACAGCAACAAAAUGAUGUAAAUGGCCCUGGAAUUCGACAAGUUCGUCACUUUUUCGGAGGCGGAGGCCGUAGAGGUUAUUUUGGCGGCGGCGGAGGCAAUCCUUAUGGCCGCGGCGCCUAUCCUUAUAACGGCGGUGGCGGCUAUUAUCCUAAUAGCGGCUAUGGCAAUAGCUAUGCUUCAGCUCAAGCUCAAGCUUCAGCUUCAUCCUUUGGGCGAUAA
Drosophila willistoni is the source of this 327-nucleotide messenger RNA. Its product is annotated as glycine-rich cell wall structural protein. The record is from RefSeq and is a predicted model, not a curated record. NCBI's taxonomy places the organism in Eukaryota, Metazoa, Arthropoda, Insecta, Diptera, Drosophilidae. The transcript has a single exon. Bases 1 to 327 code for a protein of 108 amino acids.